Messenger RNA from Neogale vison (American mink), 3117 nucleotides. It is a transcript of the gene DHX32, whose product is annotated as DEAH-box helicase 32 (putative). The transcript has 12 exons. Lineage: Eukaryota; Metazoa; Chordata; Mammalia; Carnivora; Mustelidae. Gene Ontology annotation, cellular component: intracellular anatomical structure; spliceosomal complex. The record is from RefSeq and is a predicted model, not a curated record. Gene Ontology annotation, molecular function: RNA binding. Bases 499 to 2736 code for a protein of 745 amino acids.
GGGACUGAGAACGAGGGUGGUGGCCGGGUCGUCGGCUGAAGACUCUGUCCCUGAGGCCCGGUCGGGCGGUCGCGUCCUCCCCGGCAGCCGUCGCGCCCCCGGCGGGGCCUGAGCCCGGGCCUUUGGGGCGGGGGCCUGUGGGCGCCCCCCGUCGCCGUCCCGAGGCGUCCGUCGGUCCGCCAGUCCGUGCGUCCGGCGAGCUCGGCCUGCCGGGCGGGGAAGGGCGGCCGGGCCCGGGCCUCCCUCCCCGGACUCGGGAGCCGCCGCUGCAGGGCGGUGUAGGGACCGUCACUGAACGUGCAGAAGAGCGUGUGCGGGCACCGUAGGUGACACAGCAGAGAGGCCCGGGUGCCGAUGCGGGGAGCCCAGCUGGCUGAGACUCUGCCCUGAGGUCUGGGCGAUCGGGACGUCCCAGACUCUCGGCCCGGGUCGCGGCGCGCUGCUGUCGGAGCCCAGCGCCCGGAGGAUGCCGGCUGCCUAAGCGCGCCCUCGGACAAGAUGGAAGAGGCAGACCUGGAGUGCCCGGACUCCGCCUCAGAGAAACGCUAUUUCCCCGAGUCCCUCGACUCCAGUGAUGGGGAUGAGGAGGGGAUUUUGGCUUGUGAGGAUUUGGAACUCAACCCUUUCGAUGGAUUGCCAUAUUCAUCCCGUUAUUACAAACUUCUAAAAGAGAGGGAAGAUCUUCCAAUAUGGAAAGAAAAAUACUCCUUUAUGGAGAAUCUGCUUCAGAAUCAAAUCGUGAUCGUUUCAGGAGAUGCUAAGUGUGGCAAGAGCUCUCAGGUUCCUCAGUGGUGCGCCGAGUACUGCCUCUCCAUCCACUACCAGCACGGGGGUGUGGUGUGCACACAGGUGCACAAGCCCACGGCGGUGCAGCUCGCCCUGCGAGUGGCAGACGAGAUGGAUGUGAACAUCGGCCAUGAAGUUGGCUACGUGAUCCCCUUUGAAAACUGCUGCACCAGUGAAACCAUCCUGAGGUAUUGUACGGAUGACAUGUUGCAGAGAGAGAUGAUGUCCAGCCCUUUUUUGGGCAGCUACGGGGUCAUCAUCUUGGACGACGUCCACGAAAGAAGCAUUGCCACCGACGUGCUGCUCGGUCUUCUGAAGGAUGUCUUACUGGCGCGGCCGGAGCUGAAGCUCAUCAUUAACUCCUCCCCGCACCUGGUCAGCAAACUCAGCUCUUACUACGGCAACGUGCCUCUCGUAGAAGUGAGAAAGCAGCACCCUGUGGAGGUUGUGCACCUGAGCGGCGCUCAGAAGGAGUCUUUUGAGUCUAUUUUACGCCUUAUCUUUGAAAUUCACCAGUCCGGCGAGAAGGGGGACAUUGUGGUCUUUCUGGCCUGUGAACAAGAUAUUGAGAAAGCCUAUGAAAUCGUCUGUCAAGAAGGAUCUAACUUAAACCCAGAUCUUGGAGAGCUGGUGGUCAUUCCUUUGUAUCCAAAAGAGAAAUGUGCAUUGUUCAAGCCAAAUGAUGAAACAGAAAAGAGAUGCCAAGUUUAUCAGAGAAGAGUGGUGUUGACUGCUAGCUCUGGAGAGUCUCUGAUCUGGAGCAACACAGUCAAAUUUGUUAUUGAUGUGGGUGUGGAAAGGAGAAAGGUGUACAACCCGAGGAUACGGGCAGACUCCCUGGUCACGCAGCCCAUCAGCCGGAGCCAGGCCGACACGCGCAAGCAGCUUCUCGGCUCGUCGUCCUCAGGCAAGCUCUUCUGUCUGUACUCCGAGGAGUUUGCCUCCAAGGACAUGCGGCCACUCAAGCCGGCGGAGAUGCAGGAGGCCAACCUGACCAGCAUGGUGCUCUUCCUGAAGAGAAUAGACAUCGCGGGCCUAGGCCACUGCGACUUCAUGAACAGACCAGCCCCGGAGAGUCUGAUGCAGGCCCUGGAAGACCUGGAUUACCUGGCAGCACUGGACAAUGACGGGAACCUCUCGGAGUUCGGGAUCAUCAUGUCGGAGUUUCCUCUUGACCCUCAGCUCUCCAAGUCUAUCCUGGCGUCCUGCGAAUUUGACUGUGUGGAGGAGAUGCUGACCAUCGCCGCCAUGGUGACAGCUCCCAACUGCUUCUCUAAUGUGCCACAUGGAGCUGAGGAGGCUGCCUUGACUCGUUGGAAGACGUUUUUACAUCCUGAAGGAGAUCACUUUACCCUCAUCAACAUUUACAAAGCCUACCAAGACACAGCUCUGAACUCCACCAGUGAACACUGUGUUGAAAAGUGGUGUCAUGAUUACUUCCUCAACUGCUGCGCUCUGAGGAUGGCCGACGUUAUCCGAGCUGAACUCUUGGAAAUUGUCAAGCGAAUCGAGCUCCCCUGUGCAGAACCUGCUUUUGGCUCAAAGGAAAAUGCUCUGAACAUAAAGAAGGCUCUUCUGUCCGGCUACUUCAUGCAGAUCGCGCGGGACGUGGACGGGUCGGGUAACUACUUGAUGCUGACGCACAAGCAGGUCGCUCAGCUGCACCCGCUGUCCAGCUACUCCGUCACCAAGAAGCUGCCGGAGUGGGUGCUCUUCCACAAGUUCAGCAUAGCCGAGAACAACUACAUCAGGAUUACCUCAGAAAUCUCUCCUGAACUAUUUAUGCAGCUGGCACCACCGUACUAUUUCAGCAACCUGCCUCCUAGUGAAAGUAAGGAUAUUCUCCACCAAGUAAUGGAUCACCUUUCCCCUCUUUCAACAAUGAAAAAGGACCAGAAAAUGUGUGAAAAGUGCCCUGAGACUACUGAGCCGAGAUGCACCGUCCAGUGACUCUUCAGAACCUUCCACAGAAAGCAAGAUGUGCAAUAAGUCCCACCCCUGCCCUCCCCCCGCUGGCCUGAACCUCGUUUCACCAGAGUGAGGUGCAGACAUUCAACUUGAACAAGGACAGCACACCCCACACGAAAGUCUUGAAAAAAAAUAACACUUUGUAUAUUAUUUAAAAAUAAAAAAUAGAAGUUUUUAUUGAGUUCUUUAAAUUACGACUCCACGUUUUCCUUCUUACUGGAAAAGCUUUUAACCCACCAAUCAUAAUUUGACCAAAUUUUUUUUAAAAGCUAUUUUGUAAAUGUGUCACAGACACAAGUGACAGACCCCUACUUUUUUGUAGAGGACCUUACUCUGAAUAAAGUCUGGGUUUUUUUCAGUAAA